This is a messenger RNA of Penicillium nucicola, 411 nucleotides long. RefSeq lists its product as uncharacterized. The transcript has 2 exons. NCBI's taxonomy places the organism in Eukaryota, Fungi, Ascomycota, Eurotiomycetes, Eurotiales, Aspergillaceae. The record is from RefSeq and is a predicted model, not a curated record. The coding region runs from base 1 to 411 and encodes 136 amino acids.
AUGCAAGUGACUCGCUCGCACAAACUAAAUGAUCGCGAGUACCCAGCUGACGCCAUGCUGAGUACCCGUGACAAUCUCCCACGCUAUUUUGCAAAGUCUGGCCCCACAGAUGCUGAUCCUCGUAAGACAAAGAAGGAUGGCGGUGGAAAGGGUAACUGGGGUCGCUCUGGUGAUGAAAUGCAGGAUUGCGACUACAAGUUCACCAACACUCGGCGUCGCUCGAAUAGCAGCACCCAGGGCCUGGCUGACUUCAGCACCAAAUUUGAGGCAUUUGACCCAGAGCCUGUCUUUGAAGAAGGGUUUCAUGACGCCUUUGAUGUGCCCGCAGGAAAUGGAAGCACUGUGACCAAAGUUGAGAGCACCAGCAGCAACACCGAUAGUGAGAUUGAUCACAAUGGAGUAAAUCAUUAG